Molecule: messenger RNA, 3680 nt
Organism: Condylura cristata (star-nosed mole)
Lineage: Eukaryota; Metazoa; Chordata; Mammalia; Eulipotyphla; Talpidae
Gene: BROX
Product: BRO1 domain and CAAX motif containing
Exons: 13
Coding region: 382-1617 (411 amino acids)
Source: RefSeq, a predicted model, not a curated record
CCGCUGCAGCCAUUGCUACCGCGGCAUUCCUCCUUGGCUGGGGCGGCCUGUCCCUCUGUGCUUGUCUUGGGACAAGAGGCGCGGCGCCUGAGGAUAGGGGAGUACAGAGGAGUCCAGAAAAAGCCAAACACUCGAGCGAUCUGAGGGGGAGACGACAACGCCCCCCCAGCGGCGCCACUACCGCCUCGGUAGCUGUCAUGGUCUCCGUACCACGUGACCCAGGUUCGGGGCAGAACUGUUUUCCGGUCCCUGUGGCCGGGUAGCCCUGGCUCGGUGAAGUCCCCCUCUAGACACCCUUCCCACCAGCGGACUCAGAACUGGCCUUCUUCCUUUGGAGAACUGCUGGACAGAUCCCAAGAAAGCUGACGAUAUCUGGAGAAAAUGACACAUUGGUUUCAUAGGAACCCAUUAAAAGCCACAGCUCCUGUUUCCUUUAACUACUAUGGUGUAGCCACCAGUAAUGCUGCUUCAAAAAUUUGCAGUGACUUAAGAUCAUCCAGAGCACGACUGCUUGAACUGUUCACUGAUUUGAGUUGUAAUCCGGAAAUGAUGAAGAAUGCAGCAGAUACUUAUUUUUCAUUUUUACAAGGUUUCAUAAAUUCAUUGGAUGAAUCUACUCAAGAAAGCAAGUUAAGGUAUAUUCAAAAUUUCAAAUGGACUGAUACCUUAUAUGGACAGGUUCCAAGUGCCCAGCAGGAUGCUGUUUUUGAAUUAAUUUCCAUGGGAUUUAAUGUAGCUUUAUGGUAUACCAAAUAUGCUUCAAGACUGGCUGGAAAAGAAAACAUAACAGAAGAUGAAGCAAAGGAAGUUCAUCGAAGCCUAAAAAUUGCAGCUGGGAUUUUUAAACAUUUAAAGGAAAGUCAUAUCCCUAAACUCCUUACACCUGCAGAGAAGGGGCGGGACUUGGAGGCACGGCUCAUAGAUGCCUAUGUUAUCCAAUGUCAGGCUGAAGCUCAAGAAGUAACAAUUGCUCGAGCAAUUGAACUAAAACAUGCUCCUGGCCUAAUCGCUGCACUGGCAUAUGAAACAGCCAAUUUCUAUCAAAAAGCUGAUCAUACUUUAUCCAGUUUGGAGCCUGUGUACUCUGCUAAAUGGAGGAAAUAUCUUCACUUGAAAAUGUGUUUCUACACAGCUUAUGCUUACUGUUAUCAUGGGCAGACACUGUUGUCUAGUGAUAAAUGUGGUGAAGCAAUCAGGGCUCUCCAAGAAGCAGAAAAAUUUUAUGCAAAGGCAGAAGCAUUAUGCAAAGAAUAUGGAGAAACCAAAGGCCCUGGACCAACAGUCAAACCUUCAGGGCAUUUAUUCUUUAGGAAACUUGGAAAUCUUGUGAAGAACACCCUAGAAAAAUGUGAGCGAGAAAAUGGAUUCAUUUACUUUCAAAAAAUCCCAACAGAAGCCCCCCAGCUGGAACUCAAAGCAAAUUAUGGUCUGGUAGAACCUGUACCUUUUGAAUUCCCUCCUGUGAAUGCACACUGGACACCAGAAACACUGGCUGCAUUUGACCUCACCAAAAGACCCAAGGAUGACAGUACUAAACCCAAACCAGAAGAGGUGGUGAAACCUGUGAAAGAACCAGAUAUCAAACCUCAAAAGGACACGGGUUGCUCCAUUUCCUAAAAUGCAUUAAUGCAACUUGCACUUUGAAUUUCUCUGCUAGUAGAUAGAUGCUAGUAGAUAAAAUGAACUUUGGAACUUCAUUUUCAUAUUUCAUGAAAUGAUUUCUCUGAAGCCUGUAGAAUAAUCAAGUACAUUUAGAGGGACUCUGCCUUCAGUUUGUUUUUAUUUCAUGCUUUGUUUUCAGACUUCAUUAUUCAGGAUAACACAUGAACGAUUUUAUGGUGCCUCUUAAGGGUGUGUAUAGAGGUUUGUUCUUUUCCCCAGACUCUGGGUGGUAAUCAGUUUCAAAAAUAGGCCAGAAUCAUGUGGCUUCACAAAAACUUUAUUUUCUGUGCUCUUUUUUGAUACCAGAAGAAUGACAGAAAUGGGGUUUUUGUAAUAGUCUCCCCAUCCCCCCACCCCCCACACCAUUAUGUUAAUUGUGGCACAGACUUAUGUUCUGAGUCCUUUGUCUUUUCUGGUGAAAACAUCACUUAAAGAUCAGAAAAUCUUCAUUCCUUACAUAUGUUAGAGUCCAGAAUUCCCUUAGAAAGAGUGUUUAUAGGGAGAUUGUGACCAUUUAAAUGCUCCUGUUCUGGUAGCUGUGCUCUUCAUUUACAACUCAGAGAUUUUUUACAAGUACCUUUUCUAAUGGGUUUUUUACCUAGAGGAUAGAACUUUCUAACAGUGCUUAGUGUUUCUAUGUGAGAAAAGAGAGAAAGAAAGAAAAUGUUUUUGCUGAAGUCAAAUAUUGCAUGAUAUAAAGAAAAAACUUAAAACAAGAUAGGUUGUCCUGAAUUACACUGGUAACACUACUUUUGUCACAGAAGUUCUGGUAAAUGCUUUUACUACCUGAUUUCAGCAUACAUUAUUUUUGUAUGAUUUUUCUAAUACAUGUAUUGAUUCAGAAUUGGUAUUGACUUAGGCCAAAGUCUAUAGCAUAAACUUAGAGAGCCAACAUACAGUAUGAUCUUAAAGAUAUCUUGUAGUAUUUGAACCACUUGUAGUAUAAACACAAACUUGGGAAAUAGUAGGUACAUGAUACUUUAACAAAACUCAUAUACAUCUCUAGGAUUAUCGUCUUUUGGUUAUUCAGUUAGAAGUAUUAGCUACUUCUCUUAUUCCUGUUAUAAAUGAGGGAUUGUCUAUAUUAAUAGAAAUAAUAAUAGUUAUUAUUAAGAGGUAUUACAUGCCAGGCACUGUGUUGAAUACUCAACAUAGAGCAAUCCCCGAGUCUACACAACAGCCUUGGGAGAAAUUUGUAAAGUCCAUAUAAAAUAUUGAACUAGGAAUAAGUGUUUCAUUAUGAAGAAUAGAUUAUGCUAUCUGAAUAAAUAUUGUGUUCAUGUAAAUGAUGAUAAAUCAUAGUUUACACUUCUGAUAAAAAGCUACAGACUAAGAUUUAAAAAAAAUACAUGAAAAUGCUAAUAUAACAUCUUUGCAAUAUAACAUCUAAUAUUUAGAUCUGCAGCUUCCAGAAUAAGUAGGGUGAUACUCGAACCUUUUAUUUUGCUGUAUCCAGAAAAAAAAUAGUUUCACUGCAUUUUUUGUGAUAGAUACUACAAAAUCAGUAAUCUUUUUGGUCUAUGCCAUUAACUGACAAAACUUUAAAAAGUACUUAAUGCCAGCUUAUUACUCUCUGCUUCUAGGGCCUUUUUCUCUUAGUUACUAGUGCUUAUUAACCUAGCUAACUAAAUUUUCACAUUGACAUUUUAUCAAUUUUGUGAUACCACUUUAUCAGCAAUGGAAACAUAAUUUGCCCAGUGCUUCUGUAACAUGAGAUAAUUCUGGCAUUACUUUAAAUCAGUAAUCGGCAACUUUGAUGUAAGCACUAUACUCUUGACUCAGCAGAGGUGACACUUUGUGACUAAAAUAUCCCAUUAUGCAUAACAUUUGAAAUGGUGUUGGAAAUUUUGGGAAGUUAACAAGUGUAAAGAGAUUGCAUGAGAUUAUAGAGAUAACUUUGUGUUACUACUGUGUACCUUUCAUACUUAGACCCAUAAUGAGAGCUAACAUACUGCUAAAGGUGUUUGUACAAUGAAUUAUCUUUUUAUUUAUGAAAAUAAAAGUAUUUCACUUACAGU